CCAUGCCUGGGCCCCAGUGGAAAAAGUUUCGCAGCAACUUUUGUCAGAGCAUUUCGACAUACGAGCACUUUGGCUGCCAUGAAGCUGAUGACGGCACUGGUGAAUGUAGCACUGAAUCUAAGCAUUCACCAAGAUAACACGCAGCGCCAGUAUGAAACUGAGAGAAAUAAGAUGAUUGGGAAGAGAGCCAAUGAGAGACUGGAGCUGCUGCUUCAAAAAAGGAAAGAGUUGCAAGAAAACCAAGAUGAAAUUGAAAAUAUGAUGAAUUCUAUUUUUAAGGGUAUCUUUGUUCACAGAUACAGAGAUGCCAUUGCUGAGAUCAGAGCUAUCUGUAUAGAAGAAAUUGGUGUUUGGAUGAAAAUGUAUAGUGAUGCAUUUCUAAAUGACAGCUACUUAAAGUAUGUUGGCUGGACUCUCCAUGAUAGGCAAGGAGAAGUGAGACUUAAGUGUUUGAAGGCAUUACAGAGUCUCUACACCAAUCGAGAGCUGUUCCCCAAACUGGAACUCUUCACCAACAGAUUUAAGGAUCGGAUUGUUUCCAUGACUCUUGAUAAAGAAUAUGAUGUUGCUGUUGAAGCAAUUCGCCUCGUUACACUCAUCCUCCAAGGCAGUGAAGAGGCCCUUUCCAAUGAAGACUGUGAAAACGUUUAUCACUUGGUAUAUUCUGCGCACCGCCCUGUAGCUGUAGCUGCUGGUGAAUUCCUUCAUAAAAAAUUGUUCAGCAGACACGAUCCACAAGCUGAAGAGGCCCUGGCCAAAAGAAGGGGACGGAGUAGCCCCAAUGGAAAUCUUGUUAAGAUGCUGGUGCUUUUCUUUCUAGAAAGUGAGUUGCACGAACACGCAGCCUACUUGGUUGACAGUUUGUGGGAAAGUUCUCAGGAGCUUCUGAAAGACUGGGAAUGCAUGGCAGAAUUGCUGGUAGAGGAACCAGUGCAAGGGGAGGAAGUGAUGUCUGAGCGACAAGAAAGUGCCCUGAUAGAGCUGAUGGUGUGUACAAUUCGACAAGCUGCGGAAGCACACCCUCCUGUUGGUAGAGGAACUGGUAAAAGGGUGUUAACUGCCAAGGAAAGAAAAACACAAAUAGAUGAUAGGAAUAAGCUAACGGAUCAUUUUAUUGUCACACUUCCUAUGUUGCUGUCUAAGUAUUCUGCAGAUGCUGAAAAAGUAGCAAACCUUUUACAGAUUCCUCAGUAUUUUGAUCUGGAGCUUUACAGCACUGGAAGAAUGGAAAAGCAUUUGGAUAGUCUUUUGAAGCAAAUAAAAUUUGUGGUUGAGAAGCACACAGAGUCUGAUGUGCUUGAAGCAUGCAGUAAAACCUACAGUAUACUUUGCAGUGAAGAGUACACCAUUCAGAACCGUGUGGACGUAGCGCACAGCCAACUUAUUGAUGAGCUUGUAGACCGGUUUUCCCAUGCGAUAGAAGAUUUGCUACAAGAGACAGAAGAAGCAGAUGAAGAUGAUGUGUACAAUGUGCUGGCCUCAUUAAAACGUUUAACAUGUUUUCACAAUGCUCAUGAUUUAACCAAGUGGGAUCUGUUUGCAAGCUGUUAUCGUCUUCUGAAAGCAGGUUUAGAGCAUGGAGGCAUGAUAGAGCAGAUUGUUGUACAAGCUCUUCAGUGCUCUCACUACUCCAUCCUCUGGCAGCUGGUGAAGAUCACAGAAGGCAAUCCUACCAAAGAAGAUAUGCUUGCACUGAGAAAGACUGUAAAAUCGUUCUUAGCAAUCUGUCAACAGUGUCUGUCAAAUGUCAACCCGCCAGUAAAAGAGCAGGCUUUCAUGUUGCUCUGUGAUCUAUUGAUGAUCUUCAGCCACCAAUUAACCACAGCGGGCAGAGAUAACUUGAUGCUGCUUGUUUUUAAUCCAGAUUUAGGACUACAGUCAGAGCUGCUUAAUUUUGUUAUGGACCAUGUGUUUAUUGACCAGGAUGAUGAGAACCAGAGCAUGGAAGGUGAUGAAGAAGAUGAAGCUAACAAAAUUGAGGCCUUGCACAAAAGAAGAAAUCUGUUGGCAGCCUUUUCCAAACUAAUCAUCUAUGAUAUUGUAGAUAUGAAUGCUGCUGCAGACAUCUUUAAGCACUAUAUGAAGUAUUACAAUGAUUAUGGGGACAUCAUUAAAGAAACCCUAAGUAAGACCAGACAGAUUGACAAGAUUCAAUGUGCAAAGACUCUCAUCCUCAGCUUACAGCAGCUCUUCAAUGAGCUUAUUCAAGAACAGGGUCCUACUCUAGACAGGACAUCUGCCCAUGUCAGUGGCAUUAAGGAACUGGCUCGUAGGUUUGCACUCACUUUUGGGCUGGAUCAGAUCAAGACCAGAGAAGCAGUGGCAACUCUACACAAGGAUGGCAUAGAGUUCUCCUUCAAAUACCAAAAUCCAAAAGGGUUAGAGUAUCCUCCUCUAAAUCUGGCUUUUCUAGAAGUGCUCAGUGAGUUUUCUUCUAAGCUUCUUCGUCAGGAUAAGAAGACUGUACACGCUUACCUGGAAAAAUUCCUUACUGAGCAAAUGAUGAUGGAGAGAAGAGAAGAUGUUUGGCUCCCCCUUAUCUCCUAUAGGAACUCAUUGGUUACUGGUGGAGAUGAAGACCGACUAUCUGUAAAUAGUGGAGGUAGUAAUAGCAAAAGCUCCUCUGUGAGGAGUAAGAAAGGUCGACCUCCUAUACACAAGAAGAGAGGUUUGGAAGAGGAGAGCAUAGACAACUCCUGGAUGACUAGGAACGACACAAUCCAGACUCCAGGAGGGCUUCAAACUCCUCAAUUAACAUCUACUGUAUUGAGGGAGAACCAGCGACAGAUGCCAGAGCAGAUUCCUGAACAGGAGUCAGAACACAGUUCAGAACCAGACUUCUUACACAAUCCCCAGAUGCAAAUGUCCUGGUUAGGGCAGCAAAAGUUAGAAGAUUUGAAUAGAAAAGAUAGAACAUCUAUGAGCUACAUGAAGGUGCGCAGCGGUGUAAGGCACCCAGUACGGGGUUUGAUGGAAGAUGAUGCAGAGCCAAUUUUCGAGGAUGUUAUGAUGUCAUCACGAGGGCAGUUGGAAGAUAUGAAUGAGGAAUUUGAAGACACAAUGGUUAUUGACCUGCCUCCUUCACGAAACAGACGGGAAAGAGCAGAGCUCAGGCCAGACUUCUUUGACUCUGCUGCCAUCAUUGAAGAUGAUUCAGGAUUCGGAAUGACAAUGUUCUGAGGAUUGGUGCACACUUGAUACUCCGUUGUCUCUAGGCCUGUAUACUGUGAGCUUCUGUAAAAAAAAAAAAAAAAUUAUCAGAAAAAGUUUUUUUUUUUUUUUUAAACAAUUAGUUUUAUUGAAGCCAAACUCUUGUGGUAUGGAAAUAUUCUGCACACAGGUGAGAACCGCUUCCAGUUGUCUCACAAGGAAGAUAGAACAUAUUUUGAAUCCAUACUGCAGAAGAUGUUAACCACAAACAGCAAUUUAAAAAUUUUAUUACCUUGGGGAAAGGGAAGAAAAUAAAUCCCUGGUUAAAUAUGGACUAUUUUAUGGACAACCUCUUGUUGCAAUUUUUUUUUUUUUACCUGUUAAUUUCCUGCUGUAAGAUUAAACUGAACACUUUUUUGCCUUUUAAUGUUUAAAAAAAAAAAAAAAAAAAAAACUUGUGUUUUUAAAUGUAAAGUAUCAGCUGGCAUAGGGUUGAUCUCCACACAGUUGACUGACAACAGACUUCAAAAAUGCACUGGAAUAAAACUGGUUAAAAAAAUAUAAGGUAGAAGAGAAUGGCGAACAUUUCUUGGAAUCUAGUCCUGCGAACCCAGAAACUUUGGACAUAAACAGAUAAUCGCUUAUGUAAUCAUUGUAUUUAAUUUUACAUCAGAAAUUAUUUUAUUUUAUAUUUUGCAUCCAAGACUCUUGCUCCACUACAGAAUUUUAUGUAUCUUUAUUUUCUAACAAGAAAGGACAAGGUAACCUUUUUUUUUUUCUAUCAGUACUUGUCUGUACAUUUUUACAAACUGAUACCAGCAAAUUAUCUUCAUACGGCAGAAACUCUGUUGCAUAAUUUACAGUAAAAAAAAAAAAAAGUUUUUUUUUUUUUUUUGAUGGGGGGUUGUUUGUUUUUGUUCAACACUUUUUAUAUUACUUGUAUUGUUCAACACAAUUGUGCAUAUUUUAAAAUAAAUAAAGCAAACUUAUUAUAGUACAAAUGAACAGAGUCUAUUCGCCAUGCAGUAAAGUACAAUUCAGCAGUAAUAUUUUUGUAAAGAGAGAAAAAGCAAAUUUUAAACUGUUCUACUGUUGUCUCUACAAAAGUACUUGGAUGGUCUUUUUUUCACUCCCUCUUUUUCAUGUUGAAAAUAAUUACAUUUUCAGUGUUAACUGUUCUGAGUUUAAUGCCUUUUCAGGGAAAAAUAUUUUUCCCAGCACAAUUAAAUCUUGUUUCUCUUCCCUGUUCUGUAUUGAUUUUUUGUUUUGUUUUUUUAAUAAAAAAAACACACUAGUGUUUUUCAAAUAAAAAAAUAAUUUUAACUAA
This is a messenger RNA of Bombina bombina (fire-bellied toad), 4477 nucleotides long. RefSeq names its product stromal antigen 1 (gene STAG1). The transcript has 29 exons. Bases 79 to 3180 code for a protein of 1033 amino acids. Gene Ontology annotation, molecular function: chromatin binding. Gene Ontology annotation, biological process: sister chromatid cohesion. NCBI's taxonomy places the organism in Eukaryota, Metazoa, Chordata, Amphibia, Anura, Bombinatoridae. The record is from RefSeq and is a predicted model, not a curated record. Gene Ontology annotation, cellular component: chromatin; cohesin complex; nucleus.